Molecule: messenger RNA, 567 nt
Organism: Oppiella nova
Lineage: Eukaryota; Metazoa; Arthropoda; Arachnida; Sarcoptiformes; Oppiidae
Source: the annotation of a GenBank genome assembly
GUUUUAGAGGGGAAGUCAUUGUCGUGGAUGAGCGCCGACAUACGAAUACGAAAAACACAACAUAACAUGCUGUCCCGCAUGUAUGUCCAGUGUAUGAGUGACCACAAUACCAUCCAGGACAGUUAUAAUAUGAAAUAUAAAGGCCUAAUAAAACAACAGUAUGCUAUAACUAAUCGGUCGGUGACCGAUAUUGAGCUAGAUGAAAUGCUAAAUAGUGGUGAUUUACACGUUUUUGUCGAGGGAUUCCUAUCAGACAAACAACAGGCCAAACAAAUGCUUUGGGAUAUUGAGGUCCGACAUCGGGAUAUCAUAAGACUCGAGAAGAGUAUUAAAGAAAUAUACGAUUUAUUUAGUAGUGUUGAACUACUAGUAACUGACCAGGGCGAAAUAAUGGACAGAAUCGAGGAACAGGUGAUUAGAGCCAAAGAAUAUAUAGAAAAGGCUAACUUGGAGAUAGAGACCACUCGCAAACAUAAGGGAAAUGCAUAUAAAUACCGAAUUACAUGUCUGGCCAUCGUUGUGGCUAUUAUUGUAAUAUUAAUUGUUACAUUUAUAAUAAUAACUUAA